ACUUUUUAUUGUUGUGCAGUUAUGGCCAAGAAAAAAGGGAAAGCAAUAGGUAAUGGAAAAGCAGCUUUAAUACUGGCUGCUACUCAAGUUCCUCCUCAACCUCCUAGGUUGCCUGAGCGUGUCGAGGAAUGUCAUGAUGAUGAUGAUUACAUUCCUGAUGGGGACAUGAUUGAAGAGUUGGAUGCAAAUGAAGAAAUAAAUGAUGAAGAAAUGAAUGGUGCAGUGCAAAAUCAUGAGGAUACAAUGAAUGAGGAUCAGAUGAAUGAUGAACUUGGAAUUGAUCCAAGACAGAGCAAUGGCCCAGAACCAACCCUUAAAGCCCCUGUUGAUGCAAAUGGAAAAGUGAUUGUUAGGUGCAAAAGAGGAAUGUUUCUUGAUUAUGAGGUCAGUCACAAAGCUGUUGCUAUCAUGCGCCAAUUUUUUAAUGGUCCGUGGUUGUCAUGGAGGGAGGUCCCUACACAUGCUAAAGUUGGAAUGUGGAACAAAUUUGAGGAGAUACACACAAUUCUUCCAGGACAAUUGCAUCAUGUGCAUGAAGUUUGGAACAAGCAUUGUCAGCGACGAUUGACAACCUCAUUAGGGAAGGUCAGAAGCCAAAAGCUUCUGGAAGCAAAAGGAGAUUUAAACAAAGCCCGUGAUAAACCCCCUAAUUGGAUCUCUAGAGAAAAUUGGAAUAAGCUAAUUGAUAUUUGGAUCUCCCCAAAAUGGAAGAAGAAAUCAGAAGCCAACAAAAAUAAUAGAAACACCAUGAAGAACGGUAGCAUCUCUAAACACUGUGGAGGAUCAAUCACAUUUGUCAAUCAUGACGAACGAUUGAAAUUAAAGUUAGGCAGGGAGCCAACAAUAGUUGAAUCUUUUAAUCGGACGCAUAAGACAAAGCAAGGCAUGGGAGGAUAUGUAGAUAAGAGAAGUGAAGCUGUCAUGGCAAAGUAUUCAGCUGAAUACUCCAAAAAAUAUGGUGAUGCCUCCACCUCAGAUGCUCCUCCACGUGAUUAUGACUUGUGGUUUGAGGCAACUGGUGUCCCAACUCAUGGCCAUGUCUAUGGCUUUAGUCCCCUAGAGGAUCUCACUGGAAUUAUUGGGCAAUCAUCAUCUGGAAGUAGGCAAAGCAAGAGAUACAGCUACAGUAUCUAUCAACCAGAAGCAAUGGCUUGGAAGAAGGAGAACAGUUUGGUCAUUGUGGUGUGCCUAUGGGCAAUGGUAUUUGGCCUGGCUAAUGGUGAGGCAGUAGAUCAGUGUGGUGAUGUCAGGGGCCUCUCGAAUGGGUCUUACAACUACACUGAUGCUCUGGCGAAGGCCAUUUUGUUCUUCGAAGGGCAGCGCUCUGGAAAGCUGCCGGCUGACCAGCGAGUCGAGUGGAGAGGGGACUCAGCUCUGACAGAUGGCCAGAUAGACAAUGUUGAUCUGACUGGUGGUUACUAUGAUGCUGGAGACAACAUCAAGUUUGGAUGGCCAAUGUCCUUCAGCGUCGCACUGUUGAGCUGGGCAGCAACCGAGUACGAGGCACAGAUUGCCGCUGCUGGCCAGCUCGACUACCUGCACUCAGCUAUUAGAUGGGGGGCGGACUUCAUAUUGAAAGCUCACACUUCGCCAACCACACUCUAUACUCAGGUAGGUGAUGGAUCAGACCACUCCUGCUGGGAGCGCCCAGAGGACAUGGACACACCCCGGAAUCUAUUCGAGAUCACUGCUGCUACACCAGGCACAGAGGUGGCUGCAGAUGCUGCCGCUGCCCUUGCCUCUGCUUACAUGGUGUUCGAGAGUGUCGACUCCGACUAUGCAGCGAAGCUGUUAGAGGAAGCAAAAGCACUUUUCGAAUUUGCCGAUAAGUAUAGAGGAUCAUACCAAGCUUCUUGUCCAUUCUACUGCUCCUUCUCUGGCUAUGAGGAUGAGCUUCUAUGGGGUGCUACUUGGCUCUUCAAAGCAACUAAAGACGUCCAAUAUCUGACAUUCGUAUCGAAUAAUCAGAACUGGAGUGAUGUUGUUCCAGAAUUCAGCUGGGACAACAAAUUCGUUGGAGCACAGGCAUUGCUUGCAAAGGAAUAUUUGGCAGGGAAGAAUGAUCUAGCUAUAUACAAGACCCAUGCUGAUGGAUUUGUAUGCUCGUUGAUGCCGGGAAGUGGCACCGUCAAGAUCCAAACAACACCGGGAGGACUUUUGUUCACGCGCGACACUGUCAACUUGCAAUACGUGACCAGUGCUGCCAUGGUGCUCUUUUACUACUCCAAUCGUUUAGAGUCUGCUGGAAUUGGUGGAGUCCAGUGCAGCUCCGCUAAUUAUUCUACUGCUCAAAUCAGAGCAUUUGCGAAAUCGCAGGUGGAUUACAUACUAGGAGACAACCCACUGGGCUACUCAUACAUGGUGGGGUACGGCACCAAAUACCCCCAGCGUAUACACCACCGAGGUGCAUCCGUAGCAUCCAUCAAAGUUCAUCCAGAAAAGGUGGGAUGCGGGGAAGGCUUUGCAGAUUAUUUCAACACCGAUAAACCCAACGCCAACAUUCACAUUGGAGCGAUUGUGGGUGGCCCCAAUGCCGAUGACGAGUUUGGUGAUGUUAGAUCGGAAUCUAUACACUCAGAGCCCACCACCUACAUGAAUGCGGCCUUCGUCGGUGCCUCGGCCCCUCUGCUCGACGAACAAUGCCGCUUGCAGCUGCCGCUGGAUGAGGGAACACCCAUGGCAUCAACUUCCAAGUUCAACAGAUGAUUACGAUAGUUCAUGGUGCAAUGAGAUAUUAGUAAAAGCACAGAUAGUGUUACAAAUAAACCCCUUCAACUAUUCUUGUAACUCAGAAAGCGGUCUGGUUUUAUUUUCCAGGGCCCCUUGUCCUAAAUUAUCGUUUUAUGGCUUUUGGCUUCAAUU
Messenger RNA from Phoenix dactylifera (date palm), 2862 nucleotides. NCBI's taxonomy places the organism in Eukaryota, Viridiplantae, Streptophyta, Magnoliopsida, Arecales, Arecaceae. The record is from RefSeq and is a predicted model, not a curated record.